Messenger RNA from Knipowitschia caucasica, 1272 nucleotides. The record is from the annotation of a GenBank genome assembly. NCBI's taxonomy places the organism in Eukaryota, Metazoa, Chordata, Actinopteri, Gobiiformes, Gobiidae.
AUGGCCCCUGAAGCAGACGUGGUCGGCCUGCUCCUGCUCAGUCUGCUGGGGAUGAGCUCCACCUCUGAGCACGGUCGCUGUAAGAACUACCGGCUGCAGUUUGAGCGUGUUUUUUCCGUCCCGGGAGAUGUGGCCAUGCUCAACAGCACGCUCCUGUCCCCGAGCGUCUUCAACCUGAGUGCCACGCCCUACAAUGUCACGUGGUACCGGCUGCACUCCCACCUGCCAAUCAGCAACCAGCGGGGGCGGGUGCUGGUGCGGGCCGAGACCCUGUGGCUGCUGAACGUGACACUGGAGGACGCCGGCGACUACGUGACUGUAGUCAGCACCCCUGACGCGUGCUACCGGCAGCAGACCAAGAUGGUGGUGGACGUGGCCCUGUCCUCGUGUGGACGUCCCAGGACGACAGGGAAGAGUCUGAGCAAAGGGGUGACAGACCGUUUGUCCUGCCCCCUCAAGGGGUUAAUGCAGACACUGAACCGCUACGGGGUCGAAUACUCCCUUACCUGGUACAAGGGCUGUGAACUGGUGCCACACGACCACAGCAGGCUCCACUACUGGGAGACCUUCCUGAAGGUGAUAGGGGUGCAGAGGGAGGACCAGGGCCAGUACACCUGCACCCUGACCUUCAGCCUGGACGGAGUGACCGGGAGUGUGUCCGAGACCAUAGAUGCUGAAGUCAGAGGAGACUACUGUCUGCUGCCUCAAGUCCGGGAACCUGCCAACGACGUGAUCAAAGCGGAGCUGGGCUCCAACCUGACCCGCCGCUGCCUGGUGUUCGUGCCGUGUGAGGGGAUCCCCCGGCUGAACGUGGAUGUGUACUGGCUGGUGGAGGACAGCUACAUCGCGGACGAUCCCUUGGAGCGCGUCUACUCCUCCCAGCAGCGGGUGGUGACAGUGCAGGAGGACGGGGUCUGGAUGGAGAACUGGCUCGUCAUCUCAGAGCUGAAGGAGACAGACUUCAACCUGAACUACACCUGCCUCGUGCUGAGCGAGAGAGGCAGCCCCUACUGCUACUUCACACUACUGCAUACAGGUGCGUCAUGGGCGUGUGCCAACAUUACCCCCCUCAUGCUUCGAGGCACCACGAGCACCGACGAAGUCGGGGGCCGUGCGCGUGGCGUUCGCGCAGGUUGUGGGCGUCCCCUGAUCGGUUUGUGCUGCGGCGGGUUGUGGGCCGUUCGCGGGCGGCGCGUUUACGGAGUAGCGGUGGUUUUCGCCCAACGGGCGCGGAAUGGGCAAGGGCUCCCGGACCUGUGUCCAGAUCUUUAG